Selaginella moellendorffii is the source of this 1136-nucleotide messenger RNA. RefSeq names its product rhomboid-like protein 19. Lineage: Eukaryota; Viridiplantae; Streptophyta; Lycopodiopsida; Selaginellales; Selaginellaceae. The coding region runs from base 99 to 1016 and encodes 305 amino acids. The record is from RefSeq and is a predicted model, not a curated record. Gene Ontology annotation, cellular component: Golgi apparatus; membrane. Gene Ontology annotation, biological process: retrograde vesicle-mediated transport, Golgi to endoplasmic reticulum. The transcript is spliced from 8 exons.
AACACAAACCCUUGGAGAGCGUCCAAGUUGUCUACUACUUGAAAAAAUUUAGGCCAUGGCCCAUUCUCAUCUUAGGGCUCCCGGGCUGCGAGACAGCGAUGGCGCUAGCGUCUGGCGAUGGAGCUUGGUCGCUGUUUGGAUCCACGCGCCUGUCCAAAGGCCUGGCGCUGGUAUUUGCGACGGGGUAUGUUCUAGCGCUUGUUCUUCCCUGGACUGUGGAGUACCUCGCAUUGGUUCCCGGGAGAACAAUACCAUUCGCGUGGAAUGUUGUCACUGCCGGUUACUUCGAGCACACUUUUCUGGGUCUUGUUUCUAGUGUUCUUGGGAUAGUCUUCUUCGGGAAAUUGCUGGAACCUAUAUGGACGUCGAGAGGAAUGUCCCUGUUCAUCAUCCUUGUCAAUUUCUUCACUACGAUCACCACUUUUGCCCUCUCGGUGUUCUUGUACUACGUUACGAGCCAGGGGAAAUACUUGUAUGUGCCAAUCUCUGGAUUCUCUGGAGUGCUUGCAGGGUUUCUCGUUGCGGUGAAGCAACUUAUGCCCGAUUACGAGCUCCCAAAAAUCAAGCUACGUGCAAAGUGGUUUCCAUCCUUGCUCGUCGCAUUCUUCGCAGUACUCUACUUGGUCGUCCCGGAUGCGUUCCUCGCUGCCCCUUACAUCAUUCCUGGAACUUAUAUCAGCUGGAUUUACUUGCGAUACCAUCAAACCAAACCCGAGGCCAAGAACGUGAAAGGCGACUCCAGCGACGAGUUCGCGUUCUCGACUUUCUUCCCGCAGUUCAUGAGGCCAGUCGUGUAUCCAGUUGCGACGUUUUGCGACAAGCUUUGGUGCGGGCGUAGGAAUCAAAGCACUGCAAACUUGGAAGACGAUCGCGGCGAUGGCAGUGGACCUCUGCCUGGAUCGGAUCCGAUCGAAGCCUCAAGACGAAGGGAACGCGGGGCUCGGGCGCUGGAAGAGAGGCUAAACGAUAAUCCCAGGGAGAACGAGAACGCGAACGCCGCGGAGGAGAAUGUAUAGAAUGGUGGUAAGAGAAUCGCGAAAGAGAGUAGCCUACACAUGAUUUAGAUCUCAGUGCCGAGAAUUUGGCAAGAAAUUUUACUUGAGAGGAGCUAAGAAGAAAGAAAAACUUCCUGGAAA